AAAGCAGAGGUUGGGAGUGACAAAGAGAACAUGAUGAUGAUGAAGGAACAGAGGAAAACAGAGCUGUGGAUGGUUGAGAAAAUAUUACGUUAUUCACUGGGAUUUGCAUUCUUGUUUAUGUUAUGCUUCUCUUCAAAUCCAACUCAUUUGCAUUUUGCGUUACUCUACUGUUACGUCCUCUGGUCAUCAUGCUUCGCCAUUCGAUAUUUACAGGGUCAUCUUCUACCAACUUAUUAUUCUAGAGUCCUACCGUUUGAAAUAUUGGCCACAACAAUUGUGCUAUGCUUCAAUCGGUAUGGAAUUAGAUCCUUCAAGGUCAUCCCAUCACUAGUCUUUGUUGUACCCAAUUUGGUGUACAUUAUCAAGACCUGCGUAAUACCCUACCUGGAGCACCUGAAGCAAGAAUUAAAUAAGGAGAUAACUAAUUUUAUUUCUGGAGCUCCCACCAACCUAAACUCUAAUAAAGUAAGUAUCAUAUACCCAAAAAAAAAGAACAGUGCAAAUAAUUAAAUUCCUAUGUCGUGUAUUAUGUUUUAUGUAAUAUAGUUUUCAUUUUUAUUUAUCACUGAGAAAAUUUUUGCAGGAAUCAUUGGUGAAACAGGGUUUGAAAGUAGAUGCAGAGCAGCAAGUUGAAGAUGUUGGGGUUAUUGAAAAGAGUGAUGUCUAUGGCAGGGAUGGCACUGAGAUAUCUGAUGAUGAGGAUGUUGUGAAGGCAACGCCAACAGCAACAGCAGCAGCUAAAAGUGAUGAUCAUUUUUUUCAUGUACAAGUCGAUGACAAUCAUCAAAUAAUGGUUGCUUCUCAAGAAGAAGAAGAAGAUAGCGUCAAAUCUUUUUCUCUUGAAGAAGAAGAAGAAGAAAAAGAUAGCCUCAGAUCCUUUUCGAAAGAUAGCCUCAGAUCCUUUUCUAAAGAUAGCAUCAGAUCCUUUUCUCUUGAUUUUAACAUGGACAAUGAAGGAUAUAGUGAUGAUGAUCUGCUCAGCUGGCCGGAGGAAUUAGUUUCGGCUCUUAUAGCAGAAACUGGUGCUGCUGCUGCAAAUCCAACACCAAUUUCCAAUGAACAACACCAAACAGCUAAUUUGCUUAAUCAUCAACAACAAGUUGAUGAAGAUGAUGAUGAUAAUGACUACAAAAGAUCUGAACAAACAAUUGAAGAUCUCAAAAAGGAAAAACAGGAAUGGGAAGAAGAGAAAAAACACCUGGUGUCAGAGCUCAACGAUGCCAAAUCUUCCCUCCAACACCACAAGGACAUGUUCAACGAAGAACGAUGCAAGUGGGAAGAGGAAAAAGCCCAACUGAUCCUUAAUAUUUCUUCCCAAGAAUGGUUAGAUGUUGAAAACCAGAAAUGGAAGGAAGAGAGAAACCAGCUCAAUGCAAAGCUCAACUAUACCACAUCCCUACUUCAAAUACAGAAAGAAGCAUUCGACAAAGAUCGAUGCAAAUGGGAAGAGGAAAAAGCACAAGCACAACAACUAGGUGAAGAUAGAAAGGAGCUCAUUUCGAUGCUCAACGAUACCAUGUCUUCUCUUAAAAUGCAGAGAGAAGCAUUCGAGAUAUAUCGAUCCAAGGAAAAAGCAAAACUAAUGGUUCUUAAUUCUAAUUCCAAAAAGAAAGAAGAAGAGAAGCACAAAGAGGAUAUUUACUUCUUCGACAAGGAACAUCGAGCUAAGUGGGAAUUAGAAGACAAAGCUUCUUCUUCUUCUUCUUCUUUUUCAUCCGACGAGGAAGAAGAAGAAGAAAAGCGGAAGUGGGAGGAAGAGAAAAAGGAUCUGAUUUUGGAGCUCAACAAUGCGAAAACUCUGCUGGAAAACCACAAAGACACCGUGGAUUCGUUCAACGAAGAUCGAUGCAAAUGGGAAGAAGAGAAAGCUAAGCUGAAAGAGGAAAUGCUGGAAUUGACCAGCCAACACGAACAAAACGCUGCGAAUUUGAUCAAGGGAUACCAAGUAGAAAGCGAGAAGUGGAAGCAAGAGAAAGAAGAGCUCCUUGAUAAGCUGCAAGGUGCGAAAGAGAGCUCCAAGUAUUACAAACGGGCAAUGAUUGAAGCAGAAAACCUGCGCAUCACGUUAACUGACCAGUACAACGACGUCGUUUUCAGACUUUCGCAUGCCAAUGCGCAUGUUGCGCACUACUACAGGCUUUUGCAUCUGUAUUAUGAUCGCUACUACCAUUAUCAGCAGGAGCAGAACCAAACCGCUUUCACCGCUCAAACUCAACCACCACCACCACAACAACAACAACAACAACAACAACAACAGCAACCUUGUGCCUAUUAUAAUAAUAACACACCCGCUUGCUAUGAAGCUUAA
Messenger RNA from Ziziphus jujuba (common jujube), 2308 nucleotides. RefSeq lists its product as uncharacterized. The transcript is spliced from 2 exons. The coding region runs from base 791 to 2308 and encodes 505 amino acids. The record is from RefSeq and is a predicted model, not a curated record. NCBI's taxonomy places the organism in Eukaryota, Viridiplantae, Streptophyta, Magnoliopsida, Rosales, Rhamnaceae.